This is a messenger RNA of Phymastichus coffea, 3044 nucleotides long. Its product is annotated as odorant receptor 13a-like. The transcript is spliced from 9 exons. Bases 56 to 1240 code for a protein of 394 amino acids. Gene Ontology annotation, biological process: detection of chemical stimulus involved in sensory perception of smell; sensory perception of smell. Lineage: Eukaryota; Metazoa; Arthropoda; Insecta; Hymenoptera; Eulophidae. Gene Ontology annotation, cellular component: plasma membrane. Gene Ontology annotation, molecular function: odorant binding; olfactory receptor activity. The record is from RefSeq and is a predicted model, not a curated record.
GUGAUCGACAUUUUUUUUCGAAGCCCAGAGCUUAUGUUCAAAAUAUCUCAGUAACAUGGACAUUUUCGAUGGUUAUUAUUAUAAAAGUUGUAAAAGGUUUAUGUCAUUAUGUGGAUUGUGGCCUGAACAAAAUAACAAAAGUCGAUAUUUAAGGUUGAUUGUUUUCGUAAUCUUUAAUGCUUCAUUGGCGGUGCCACAGCUCAUUCUUUUAAUUCAACAGUUCGGAAAAGAUAUGGCAAUAACUUUUGAAAAUUCAGUUUCAGUUAUGUUUGCUUUAGGUGUAUUUGCGAAAUAUCUAGUUGCUUUUGUAAAUAAAAAGCGGCUUAGCUCACUGCUGGUGACCAUAGCCAAAGAUUGGCAAACGGUGACAGAUCGUAAGGAACGUGAAAUAUUAACUAAAAAUACUGCACAAGGUCGACUUUUACUAAUUAUCUAUACAUAUUAUAUACAUGGCGCAUGGGUAUUGUACACCCUCAUGCCCUUUCUACCCUUAGCAUUGGACUAUAUGCUACCUUUAAAUGACUCGCGCCCAGUAUUAAUGCCAUUUUAUGCAAAUUAUUUGUUCUUUGAACAAAGCGAUUAUCAUUAUUGGGCUUGUGGUCACAUUGCUGUAUCUUAUUUAGCACCACUUGUUCUAUUUUGUGGACUUGAUACAAUCUAUGUGAUAAGCGUCAAACAUACCUGUGGAUUAUUUGAAAUCGUAUGUCGCAGACUAGAGACUUUAUUAAAAAGUGAAAAGGGUCAACAAUUAAGUAAACUUCCAGAUAAUCCAGACCUAGUUAUGAAAUUAAGUGAAACGAUUCAAUUACACAAUGAUACUAUUGGAUGCUGCGAUUUACUAGAAAAUUCAUUUAAUUUGUGUUUUUUGAUGGUGAAUUGUAUGAGCGUGGUCACGAUAGCCUUGACUUGUGUAUAUAUACUUUUUGUUUAUAGUGAUUUGUUCAAAUUGAUACGGAUUGUUGCUUUCUUAGUUGGCUUAAUUAUGCAUUUAUUGUACUUGAACUGGGUUGGUCAACAAAUAAUUAAUAGCAGCGAACAGGUUUUUAUAUCUGCAUAUUUUAGUGACUGGUAUUUGAUACCAAACAGUACCAAAAAAUUCAUCAACAUAAUUAUGAUUCGUUCUUUAGUACCUUGUACACUAACGUCUGGCAAACUAGCAAAUCUUUCCAUGGAAAAUUUCGGAAUUUUACUGAAAUCUGCGAUGUCGUACUUUACUGUGAUCUUAUCCUUUUAUGAAUAAAAAAGUUAAUUAAACGAUCAAAUCAUACGUUUCACAAUGAAACACAGUAGUAUUUAAUUGGGUAUUUUCUGUAAUGAACUUCUUUCAACUGUAAGUAUAAAUCGGUAUAAAUGAAAACAAAUUUUCAGAUACGAAGUAGAUUUUUAAUUCAAUAAAAAAUAUACAUUUAUUAUGUUAUGUUGUUUCAUCGUAUGAGGCAAUUCUGUUUGAUGUUUGAGUCAGGGAAAAGAACUUCCGAUGAGGAGGAUAAAACGAAGCCACGCUUAACAUGUUACUAACAAUCAGUGUAAAGAUAACAAUAAAUAUAAAUGUUUAUUAGAAUAUUUUUAACCAUUACAUUAUUACAUAAAAGCUUUAACAAUUCCGCGAAUCAUGAGUAUAUCUCGACGAAGGGAAAUUCAAUAUCUGUAUCUUUUAGAUUUUCUUGUAUUCAGUUAUUAGCUAGCUCGUUCAUUUUUGGAGAAAACAUACUAUGCCACGCUUGACUUUUUCCUUGUCGUAUAAAUGUGUCCUUCUUGAAUAUCACUUCCGCCUUAUCACGUGUAAAGUUGACCAUCUCAUUGUUUUGCAGAUUAUGAAAUGUUAAAUGGUUAACUCAUUUCUCAUACUGUUCUUCCAUGUAUGAUUUUCCUAAGAGAUUGGCGACUUGUUUCGUCGUAGCUAGUAAGUCCUGUAGACAUUUCAAUGUUUAUUCAUGCAAAUCAGUCGAAUAAAGUAUAAUUAUAUUCAGCAAUGAAUGAAAUAUUCAUUUUGCACAGUCACGUGAAUCAUUUCUUCAUAAAAUAAAAAUAAAAAGUUUGGCUCGUGUCGAUGUAGCCUAUUUAGUUCCUCCCUGUGUCAUGUAUGUCAUCGCUCCUUUAUGUGUUUGAAUCAACGACUGAACGAAACUUAUUAAAACAGAAAAUCAUGAGAAUGAAUGUUGCAACAGCAGAAUAUCUUGUAUAAAUAAGAGAAAAAUAAUACCUUAAUCAUUUUGUAAGUAGUUCCAAAACCAUUCAAAAUCACCACAAUAAUCAUAAGCUUUAACACUUUGAUGAAAAUGAUAAUAAGAUACUGGCACAUUUUUCGGAUUACGGACUACAUAAACUACCGGCAACAGAAACACAAUACACUUGGGCUCCAAACUACAUACACAGCGAAUUUUACUUUUCAAUGAGAAAUCCACAUAUUUUACAUAUGGAUUUCAAAAUAUUUGGAAUCAAACUUAGUAAAAAAAUGAGUUUUUAUAAAUCUUGAGCUUGUCAUUAGUGUUUGCCGACUCAUCUUUAUUCCUACAGAAUACGAAUGUCUUCCAUUUGUCGAUGAUAUUGCUCUCGAAGCAACUGCUAAAGAUACAAAGACUGCCAUCGGAUUAUUAGAACAUAAUCUAAAAAGUGUUAAUACUUUCCUUAAAAGAAUCAAUCUUUCCUUAUCACUUGAAAAAACUAAUACAUACACACCAAUCAUAUAUACGCUAUAUCCUCUGGAGUGCAUCCUGUCACGUAGCCUUAUGGUCCAUUAUAAGCCUAAGGUGAUGAUGUAACGAGAGCUGUUCUCGUUCCCAAGACGUUGGGGUUGGGACAUCGACCUUUUAUGCGGACAGCAUCUCUCUCUCUCUCUCUCUCUCUGCAAAGGCGACGAGUUGGUAAGUUAGCGUAUUUGAAUGGCCAUUCAAAUACCGCGAUAUUCUCCUUAAAUGUACCCGGUAUUGCAGCUUGUAAUAAUCUCAACCUCCUUGUACAUUUAACCGUUGUAUAUUUGAAACUUAAUUGUAACGUCAAUGGCUUUUCCCCCAAUUACGGGUGGGAUUUUGUAUUAAAUAUUA